This is a messenger RNA of Brassica napus (rape), 6683 nucleotides long. Its product is annotated as disease resistance-like protein DSC2. NCBI's taxonomy places the organism in Eukaryota, Viridiplantae, Streptophyta, Magnoliopsida, Brassicales, Brassicaceae. The transcript has 10 exons. Bases 631 to 4125 code for a protein of 1164 amino acids. Gene Ontology annotation, molecular function: ADP binding; ATP hydrolysis activity. Gene Ontology annotation, biological process: defense response; signal transduction. The record is from RefSeq and is a predicted model, not a curated record.
CAAAUACAACAGUGUCUGCUUUACAUAUACCCUGUAAUUGGGUUUAGCCGUAAUAAUAAAAGACUUAGCUAAACUAAGCCCAAGGCCCAUCACAGUUCACGUUUUGGAUCCAACAAGCUUCCGGAAUACGCAAAAAUAUCAAAAAUGCCCUUACAUUAUUAGUAAAUUUACGAAAUGCCCAAAAUUAAAUCUAAAUUCAAAAUCUCCGAAAACACCUCCUUCUCUCGUCGUCACCAUCUCCGCCGUCGAUCCGCUGCCGUCAUGCCGUCGUCAAUAUCGGAAUUCUCCAAAUCGUGGCCGCGGAAAGGAUCCCUGCGAACCACAGUGGUGACUGAUUCAUGUUUUAUGGAUGAGAAACAAUACGAAACUCCACCGGAUUGCUGUUUACAACGUAUAACGAGGUUCAUUUUACACGAUGAAGAUGUGUAUUAUGAGAUAAGAAGUGGCCGAAUCUCAAGAUAAUAAUGGUUCUUGGCUUCUUAGAAACUUACAAACGAUGGUGGAGCCUAAACCUGACUGGGACAUCAUUUAUAGACUUUGUGUUCCCAGUUGUCUUAGUCUACAGCUCCUUCCAGGAAUUUUCCUGAUUGAUUGGUUUUUCUGAAAUACAUUUUCAGAUCUGCUCGUCUGAUGACUCUCUCUCGCAAUUGUAAACACCAUGUCUUUCCUAGCUUCCACGGGCCAGAUGUCCGUAGAGGCUUUCUCAGCUACUUACUGAAGGAGUUAAGAGAGAAAGCAAUCGACGUCUUCAUAGACAAUGAUAUAGAGAGGAGCAAGUUGAUUGGUCCCGAGCUCACAGAAGCUAUAAGAGGAUCGUUAAUUGCAGUUGUCUUGAUCUCGCGGAACUACGCUUCAUCAACAUGGUGUCUGAACGAGUUGGUGCAGAUCAUGAAGUGUUGGGAAGAAGAUAAGCAGACGGUGGAGGUGAUUUUCUAUGAAGUGGAUCCAUCUGACGUGAAAAAGCAGAAGGGCGACUUCGGAGCUGUCUUUGAUAGAACUUGUGCAGAGAAAUCAACGGAGGAAGUUGAGAGAUGGAGAAAAGCUUUGCAUAUUGUGGCUCAAAUCGCUGGUUACCAUACAAGCAACUAUGAUGAUGAUGCAGUCAUGAUUGCAAAAAUUGUUACCGAUGUUUCGAACAAGUUCAUUGAUUCUACAACAUCAAAUGAUUCCGACAGCUUAGUUGGGAUUGAAACUCAUAUACGGGAGAUACAGACAUUGUUGUCCUUAGAAUCCGAUGAAGUCCGGAUGGUUGGUAUCUGGGGUCCUGCUGGAAUUGGUAAGACGACCAUCGCCAGAGCUUUAUACGGAGAGCUCUCUAGUAAGUUUACACAUGCUGCUUUUAUUGAGAGUAUCCAAGGGAAGUUUGAGCAAAAUUAUCGUGACGAGCACGCCUUCAUGUUGCAUUUACAAGAAAAACUUUUGUCUGAGACCUUAAAUCAGAAAGAUUUUAAAAUAGGUCAUUUGGGUGUGGCAAAAGCAAGACUGAAGGACAAGAAAGUGCUUGUCGUUCUUGAUGAUGUGGAUGACUUAAAGCAGCUAGAAGCCAUGACUGACAAAACUUGCUGGUUUGGGCCUCAAAGUAGGAUUAUCAUCACAACAAAGGAUAAAAAGCUUUUUGUAGCACAUGAGAUCAACCAUAUUUACCAAGUGGAUUUUCCAUCUACAUCUGAAGCUCUUGAAAUUCUCUGUCUGUCUGCUUUUCGUCAACAUUCACCUUCAUCAGGGUUUGAGGACAUGGCCAUAGAAGUUACACGGCUCGCCGGUCGUCUUCCUUUGGGUCUGUGUGUUUUUGGCGCUUAUCUGCGAGGAAUGUCCAGGGAUCGGUGGAUACAUGCAUUACCUAGACUUAGGACGAGUCUUGAUGGGAAGAUUGAGAAAGUGUUAAGGUUCAGCUAUGAUGCUUUAUGCAAGGAAGAUCAAGAAUUGUUUCUUCAUAUAGCAUGUUUUCUCAAAGGUGAAUGGAUUACUGACGUGGUGGAGUGUCUUGCGGAGAGUCGUUUGAACGUCAACCACGGGCUCCAAGUGUUGUUGGAUAAAUGUUUCAUAUCUAUACGCAAAUGGGGACGGUUGGCGGUGCAUAAUUUGCUUGAGCAAUUGGCUAAAGAUAUUGUCCGUAAACAGUCUGAUAAUCCUGGGAAACGUCAGUUCUUGGUGGAUGCUCAGGACAUUUGUGAUGUGCUCGAGGAAAAUGCUGGCACUGAAACCAUUAGAGGAAUAGAUUUUGACUUAUCGGAGGUCAGGGGAGACUUAGUUAUUGACGAGCGAGCCUUUGAAGGGAUGUCUAGGCUCCAGUUCUUAAGAUUUCAGAAACGGGGUUUGUAUAACAACACCAAACUUCUCCUACCCCAGGAUCUGAAGUUUAGAGCUAGUAAACUUAGAUUUCUUGAAUGGGAUCAGUUUCCGCUGGCAUGUUUUCCUCGUGAGUUUCAACCGCGGCGUCUUGUCAAACUUAUGAUGGAGCACAGCAAGCUUGAAAAGCUGUGGGAAGGACCUAUUCCUCUCCCUUGUCUGAAGUUGAUAGAGCUGUCUAGUUCCGACUACCUCAAAGAACUUCCGGAUCUGUCCAAUGCCACUAGUCUCAAGGUACUGAGGGCUGGUUUUUGCUCAAGUCUGUCGGAGAUCUCCUCUAUUGGGAAGUCCACUAGUCUCGAGGAGUUACAUCUCGCUGGUUGCUUUGAGUUGAUUGUGAUCCCCUCGUCCAUUGGGAAUGCUAUUAAUCUCAAGACGUUGAAUGUCCAGGUGUGCCAGGGUCUGGUUGAACUCCCCUCCUCUAUUUGGAGCCUUAAGAAGUUAAAGAAACUGUUAAUUGCAGGAUGCCCAAACCUUAACCAUUUGGGGUCACAGUUGAGAAGCUUUCCUGAUAUUUCCGGAAACAUUACAGAAUUAGAUAUGAGUAAUACAGCGAUAGAAGAGUUUCCUUCGUCAAUCAUGGCUUUUUCGUGUCUUCGUAAACUCACAACAAUGACUGCUGAAAGUCUCAGGGUGUUUCCAGAUGUUCCUGACACCAUCGAAGUGUUAAAAUUGCACAAUGCGGGAAUAGAAGAAAUUCCUCCGACGAUUAAGAAUCUCUCACGUCUCACUACACUAAGCAUGCCUCGCUGCAAGAAGCUAAAGGUCCUUCCAACCAACGUCAACCUGCAAUCGCUCUCUUCACUUGAUCUCAGUUCCUGCACACAAUUGAGAACUUUUCCAGAGAUAUCUGUAGGCAUUAGAUCUCUUAAUCUGAGCAAUACUGGUAUAGAAGAAGUCCCUUCAUCCAUAUGGUCUUGGUCCAGUCUUCUUAAAUUGAACUUGGAAGAUUGCCACAGCCUUCGGGUGUUCCAUUGCGUUCCUGACAACAUCGAAGAGUUGGACUUGAGAAAUACGGGAACAGAUUUCUCAGGUGGGGAUUUACGUAUAAACCUCAAAGGGUGCAAGAAUCUUGUGUCACUGCCCCACAUUCCGUAUCGCGUCUCAUACCUUGAUGCAUCUAACUGUGAGUCGCUGAAGAGAAUAGAUGGCUUAGUUAGCAAUCCAGAGAGAUGUCUCAGUUUUGCUAACUGUUUCAAGCUGAGUGAAGCAGCGAGAGAACUCAUCGAGGAAUCGGAUUACAAGUUUGCGCUCUUACCUGGUGGAGAACUGCCUGCAGAAUUUGAUCACCGAGCAAGAGAGGGUUUACUAACUGUCAAUUUGGAUCAGAGCCCUCUACCUUUAUUCUUACGAUUUAAAGCUUGCCUUUUGCUGCUUCAUGGACACUAUAUAGAGGACGAGGAUGCCAGUGAGGAUGAUAAGGACGAUGAAUGGAUGGGUGCCAAGAGGCUUUUCUGUGACAUCUGGUACGUUCAGAAUGGCCUCUAUGUUGGACAUGGAUCCUGCAAGUACCAGCUACCAGCAGUACUUGGAUUUAAGGAGCAUGUGUAUUUCUUGGAAUCUUCCAUUUCACUAAACCUUCCUGAAACAGAUGAGAAUGUCAGCCAGCUUCAUUUUGAGUUCAAGAUCACUGGUAAAUACUGGGAUGUAAAAGACUUUGGUCUACAGCUCUUCGAAGACCCUGAUGUUCGUGAUGACCAUGUAUGCUGUGGUGAUACUUACAAAGAAACUGCGGACAUCAAUAUUAGAGAAAACUUACAUGCAGGAACAAUGUGAAGAAGAGAAACAAUUUAAGAGCUAAGCUUUCUGGAAAGAAGCAACUUAUUGGGUUCUGACAAUGUUUGUGGGCCUUUUUUUUAAUCAUUCCUAAGCAAUGGGCCUUACUAAAUGAUUAAUGGGUCUAACUAAAUGGGCUUAAAUCCGAAACAUUAAAUUCGCACGAGGGAAAGUCUCUUCUAAGCGACAGUUCAUAGCAAUUUCUUUCAAAAUCUCCUUUUUCCUGUAAACGUCGCCGUCGCCGUCGCCGGAUGGAUCGACCGCCGUCGUUUCCUCACUACCAAAGCCCUAAUCCCAAUUUCUUACUCCAGCGCUCCAUCUCUUCCCGAGCUCUCCGGUACACUCUCCUCUCUAAUGUCAACGCACCUUAGAUUCCCUCUCGCAAAAUCUAUCUCUAGAACACUCUUCUCUUCUCCCCAAGGACGGUAUUGUUCGGUGCUCUUUUGAUCCAGAUCAUCUCAUGCCACCAGAAGCUCUCUUCCUCCAUUCACGCCGUUGCGCAAACUCUCUCGAUCUCACUCACCUCCUUAGAUCAUUUGGUAGCUACCGAAACACGCUCGAGUUACCGAUUGAGCCACAGCUGAAUAACGGCGAUUGUGAUCUCUGUUUCUCCUUAGAUGACGUCACCGAGUUAGGCAACAACUUCUUCUACAACGAUGGUAAAACGCGGCGUUUUACACUUCCUAGUGUUCUUCUAUCUGUGGAAAAUGCAGCGAGUUUGAAUGUUCUUCUGUGUUGGAGAAAUCAUUAGGGCUCUUACCCAACUUCGUAUUCCUUUAGUGUUCUUUGUUCGAUUCUCGGUUAAGAAGCGGUUGAAAUGAGUGAGUUAAGCGCGUGGAUUCUGGUGAAUUCAACGAGAUACGGUGUUGUAAUCGAUACAUACAUGAGUGAUCAUGUUCUCUUGCUGUUUAGGUUGUCUAUGAAAGCGGUUGUUAAGGAAGCUAGUGGGUUUAUGAUGGAGUAUGAUGCUAAUGCCGCUGGUGAGCAGAGCUGCAAAAGCAGAACGUUUGAGUGUCCAGUUUUGUUUCGAGUGUUGUCUUGGUUAGCCUCUCAGCUUGGCGUAUUGUAUGGGGAAGGAAAUGGGAAGUUUUUUGCACUAGACAUGCUGAAACAGUUCGUUGAAGUAUUUGUCUCUCGAAUUAUGUUGUUUCGGUCACCUGAAUCCUCUGGUGUUCUCAAGGAUUUGGAUGAGGAUGUGAAGAUUGGGAAAAUUUUGGACAAUGGUCAGGUGAUAUCUGUGUCUCGUGUGGCAGCAGCAGUUGCAGCGUUGUAUGAAAGAUCCAUGCUUGAAGGAAAAAUGACAACAAUUCGAUAUGCACAACCACUAACAAGAUAUCAACGGUUAGCUGAGCAUGGUGCUAUGACAGCUAAAGCUGAUGAGGAACGCACGGGACGUCCUAACUACCGACCUAUUAUUGAUCAUGAUGGUCUUCCUAGACAACGGUUAUCAAAUCAGGAUAUGAAUAAAUGAAGACAAGAGAAGAGCUAUUAGCUGAAGAGAGAGAUUACAAGCGUCGAAGAAUGUCAUACCGUGGUAAGAAGGUGAAACGAACGCCUCGACAGGUGUUACGAGACAUGAUAGAAGAAUUUACAGAAGAAGUUAAGCUAGCAGGAGGAAUUGGAUGUUUUGAGAAGGGAAUGCCAUUACACUCCUCAUCUUCUAUAAGCCAGGAUCAGAAAGAAAUUGACUUUUUAUGGAAAUACAUGAGCAUUAGGUCACGUGUGAUACAAGAAAGGAAAGUAUGUACCUAUGAAACCAAAGACAUCACUCUUUUGAAACUCCGGUGACGAAGACGAUGACCAGAGCCAUUACUCAUCUCAGAAGAGCCGUCAAGGGCUAACCCUGCACCGCUAAAAACAUAAGAACCUGUUCAGAAAAGAUCUCUGUUUCUUCAUGGCAGGUGUUUGAUAAAAGACUCCUUAUGAUCCUCACAGCUAUUUAUACUCUCAGCUAACCCUUAUUCCUCACACAUACUCGUGAGCCAUUACGCACGUGCAGAUCUUCCACGUCACCCACACCUCUAUGUGUGAUCCCAACAUACCAUGUGCACUUGUUCCCUCCCUAGCCACGUCCUUUAAUACCUCUUGCAUCCCUAAUUGGCACAUCGUAUCAGUGUUCUCCUCUCCAAUUCAGAAGAAACCGUCUGAAACGGCUACACGACGGAGCUCCAGAGUAAUCAGAAACCACCAGAGGCGAGAACACAAAACUCGGAGAUUCCUGUGAACUUCAGUCUCACUGAUAAGCUCGGGAGAUCGCCGCUCUCUGUUCUCAGCGGAAACGCUCUUCCUCUGUUUCCCAUUUCAGACGGCGACCUUGAUCUCGAAUACAUCUCUCUGAGUGCACACGACUGGUUAGUAUUCGUUAGAUUCCGCCUGUGUUUAAAAUAAAAUAUAAUUAUUGCUCUGUGUGUUUAUCAUCUUGUUGCUACAUUGUUUCGUUGAGUUUUUCUCUAUAUCAUUCUUUAUUUCUCAGUUUUGUAAUUGAAUAUCAUUGGAGAACACCAUAUUUGUAUAUUUUUUCAGAGACCUUGAUGAAAAGUUUCAUCAUGUUGCAUCAA